GAGGCGGCGGCGGCGGCGGCGGCUGCCUCCCUCCCUCCUCCUCCUUCCCUCCUCAGAGAAGGAGGAGGGCCAGGCCUGAGGAAGGAUGCGGGCGGCCGGCGUGGCAGGGCUGCCGCUGCCGCUGGUGAGGUGAACCUCCCUCGCUAGUGGUCCUUGGCUGGAGGGCCAUGGCGGAGGCCUUGCCGGGCUCCUCGGGAGGCGGCCCCCGGGAGCCGGAGGAGGCGGAGGGGGCGAGGGAGGCGCUGUCCCUGGAGGAGAUCCUGAGGCUCUACAACCAGCCCAUCAACGAGGAGCAGGCCUGGGCCGUCUGCUACCAGUGCUGCGGCUCCCUCCGCCGACCAGGAGGGCAGCCCCCCGGCAGAAGGGGGGAAGGCCCCGCCGACAUCCGCCUCUGGAGGGACGGCGCCGUCACCCUCGGAGCAGCAGGAGGGCAGCCCCCGGAGGAGGAGCAGGGAGCAGGUAAAUCAGAACAUCCUCGUUGUCCAGAAACUGAGGUAAUCGAAUCAUUGGGUAUUAUUAUUUAUAAAGCACUGGAUUAUGGCUUGAAAGAGAAUGAAGAACGAGAACUCAGCCCCCCCUUGGAACAGCUUAUUGAUCAUAUGACCAAUACAACAGAAGCAGAUGGAGGCAAAGAUGAAGGCUAUGAGGCUCUGGAUGAAGGAGUAGAUGAUGAAAAUGAGAAAGACGACGUUACAGUUAUACAGUCUUAUCGCGACGUCAUGAAGCUCUGUGCUGCCCAUCUGCCAACUCGAUCAGAUGCACCAAAUCACUAUCAAGCAGUAUGUCGGGCACUGUUUGCUGAAACAAUGGAGUUGUAUACAUUCUUGGCCAGAAUUAAAAGUGCAAAAGAGAAUUUGAAGAAGAUGCAGGAAAUGGACAAAGGAGAACAUGAUGAAUCCAGCACAGAUCUUGAUGAAUUAAAAAAUGCUGAUUGGGCCCAAUUUUGGGUGCAAGUCAUGCGAGACUUGAGAAAUGGUGUGAAACUGAAAAAGGUUAAAGAACGUCAGUACAACCCUCUUCCCAUAGAGUAUCAACUGACUCCAUAUGAGAUGCUGAUGGAUGAUAUUCGAUCCAAACGCUAUACUUUAAGGAAGGUCAUGGUCAAUGGGGAUAUCCCUCCACGAUUAAAAAAGAGUGCCCAUGAAAUUAUUUUAGAUUUUAUCCGAUCUCGACCGCCAUUAAAUCCAGCAUCUGCAAGAAAAUUGAAACCAACCCCACCACGACCACGUAGCCUGCAUGAAAGAAUACUGGAAGAAAUUAAAUCUGAAAGAAAGUUGAGACCUGUUUCUCCUGAUGAGAUCAGACGUAGCAGGCUAGCAAUCCGGCCUCUUAGCAUGUCUUACAGUUUUGACUUGUCAGAUGUAUCCACACCAGAGGCCACCAAAAAAUUGUCAGAGACCUGUGUAGUUAAUGGCAGCUUGGCAUCUGAUGCAAAAGUGAAUGGUAUUAGUGCUGCUAAGUUGACAGUACAACGGAAGAGACUGCUGAAAGCUCCCACUUUGGCUGAACUGGAUAGUUCAGAUUCAGAGGAAGAAUCUAUACACAAAUCAGCCAGCAGCAGUAGUAUCUCUCCCUCACAAAUGGAAGAUACAUUUCCAGAGAUCACAUCUGGGAAAAAGGUGCCUCCAAAAUUCUUGCCAAUAUCAUCCACACCACAGCCAGAGAGGAGACAGCCACCUCAGAGACGUCAUUCUAUUGAAAAGGAAACACCAACCAAUGUACGACAGUUCCUGCCCCCAACAAAACAGAGUUCCAGAUCACUUAUUUCCAGGUUCUUUCCAAGGAUGACACUCAAAGUCCUUUUUGCAACUAUACAUACAGCCUCUCAGCUUAGCUCCCAUCCUUUUGACGCAGCCCUGUUUGGGGUGGUGAGGACUAUCUAUUAUCUGUGUGAGAGAACAUUUAACAAGUGGAAACCUUCCAAGGAGGAAUUUUGCUACCCAGUGGAAUGCCUGGCUCUCACGGUUGAAGAAGUAAUGCAUAUCCGUCAAGUACUGGUGAAGGCAGAACUAGAGAAGUACCAGCAGUAUAAAGAUGUCUAUACUGCCCUCAAGAAGGGAAAGCUCUGUUUUUGUUGCCGAACGCGAAGGUUUUCUUUCUUCACCUGGUCCUAUACUUGUCAGUUUUGUAAAAGGCCUGUAUGCUCACAGUGUUGUAAAAAGAUGCGUCUACCAUCAAAGCCAUAUUCCACUCUUCCUAUCUUUUCUCUGGGACCUUCUGCUUUACAAAGAGGAGAGAGUUUUAUGAGACCCGAUAAACCUUCUACCAGUCAUCAUAGGUCAUUGAGGGGCCUGCCAAGACUGUCCACAAAGUCCAAAUCUGUAGAUAAAGCAGAUGAAGAAGCACUGUUUCCAAAAGAACUGAUGGAGGACUGGAGCACCAUGGAAGUGUGUGUAGAUUGCAAAAAGUUCAUUUCAGAAAUCAUUAAUUCAAGCCGUCGCAGUCUCUCUCUGGCUAACAAGCGAGCCAGAUUGAAAAGGAAAACACAGUCGUUCUACAUGUCAUCCCCAGGCACCUCAGAGUACUGCCCUUCUGAGAGGACUAUCAAUGAGAUCUGAGCCUUGUGCCUUUCUCUCUGCUUUGUCAUCAUGAGGACCUGAGAGAACCAGAAUGUCUUUUUGUUCUUUGUUCUACUUGACAGCUUACAUUUGCAUUAGGUCACUGGUUUCGCCUCUCCAUAUAAUUGACACAAAAAAAAAAAAAAGGUCAGAAAUUGGACUAUGCAGAAGGUCAGCCAAUAAACUAGUUUGCACUGAAAGAAAACAACAGUUAGACUGUUGCCUUUUUGUAUGUGUGCUGUGUACAAAGGAAGUCUUUUAUUUUUUCUGGUAUUCAUUUUCAAGAAUGUCAAAAUAUAUGCUCAGACAAGAAACAGUGUUAGCAGCUGUUGGCAUUUGCUACCAGCUAACUAUAUUUCACUCAGUAGGAUACACAAGUCCAUGUUGUUCAGAAAAGAGAUGAAGGUCAUUGCUCUUAAUGCCUUAUAGCUGAGGUACGUAACUUUCUGGAGUUAGGCAGCUGCACCCACUGGGAAGCUGCUUCCUUGCUGCUGAAAUUAUUAUGCUGCUGCCGGGGCUGCUACAACUGCUGUCAUAUCGCUUCUGAAAUUUGGUGGUUGCUACAGUGGCUCUAUUGUAUAGGAGAAUGCCAGAGUCCUCUGGCACCCAUCCCUUCCAGAAGAGAAAGAGAAUGCUUUAGUUUAUCUGUUCAGAGGGGUGUGUGGGAGCACAUUGAAAGCAAAUUGAGGGUGGCAGGGCAGCAGCCAAGGGAGGUGUGCAUGUGGCCCGCAUGCUGCCCAUCCCUGCCUUACAGUAUAGCACAAACAUCAUUUUGAUUUGCUGAUGUAUUCAGCAGAGUUGAUCAAUCCAAGCCAGUCUCUAGAAUCGGGGUUGUGGUAUAAAAUAUGUAAUAAGGUGGAAGUCUCAAUGAGUAACUUUUCUUCCUCACCUGCUGCUGUUCCAGUAUAACAAUUAGUGUGUUCUAAGUAUUAGUAAUUUCUUCCCUGCCUUGAAUGUAUUCUGAUUAUGUAGUUGUAGUUUUGCUAGCUGUUAACUUUUAGAAAUAAGCAGAAUCAUACUCUUUAUGGGAAAGGUGCAAGAUAAUUACAACCUUUUAAUAUCAGUGUGUUUUUGUAAAAUAAAGAAUGUUCUCUGGGUGACAAUCCUGAGAAAACAGGUAAUAUGUAUAUUUGUACUAUAAUGGAAAACAUAAGUACUGCAAUAACUAAAUGUAUGGAAGCAUAUCCAUUAUAAACCCCCUUUUUACAGGGGUUUAUAUCUUGGCUGUAAACAAGUUUUAUAUCCUGCAAAAAUUUGAGAUAGUAGUGUCUCAGAUUGAGAGGUUUUGUUCUGGAUUUUUUAAAAGGUUUGGAGAAACACUGUCUAACUGUUUUGAAGUUCCAAUAAUAUUACCGAACAUCACAUUUUUGCACUCUUUUAUAUUCAGAUUUUUAAAUCUAAACAAAACUGGAGCUUAGUGUAGAGUACGGACUUGGGUUAUUUUUGUAUUCAUAACACUUCAGUUUAAAAUAUUUGCAAUUCAUUUGGUGGACAGAGAGAGUAAAUCUUCCACAUUUUUAAUGGAUAGGCCAAUAUUUACUAUCAAAAUGACAAUAUAAGAUUAUACAGUUCAAGUUUUUCAUUUUCUUAUUGUAGAUUGCUAAGUGACAUCUCAGGUCACUUUCAGAAUAGGCAGAAAUCUGUUGAAAUGUAAUCUCUUAUCUAAUGAAGACAUUGUUGAAAACUAAUCUGUCUCUUUUAGCAGACCAAAAUAUUUGAGUAGUAGUAGUCAGAUCCUAAGACUCACUGCUCUGACAUAUACAUGUUUAAGCAUAUGUAUGAGCACGAGUGCUUGGGGAUUUAAGGUACACAUUCUGGUCCACUAACUUCACCAGUUCCCAAGACAGAGUACUCUAGUUUCAUUGGAUUGAAGACUUCAGGCAAUGGCCAAGAUUUGGUUGGCACAGUGUAGUGUAAUAGUUCUGCAGAUGGAACUACACUAAUCUCUCCUCUCAACUCUCCCUAUUUACCCACUGUAGUCUCCACUACAUAGCCAUUCAGUGGCAGGUGGGGGGGGGGAGGUUGCCUGGUUGUGUCCUGGUAGUCAAACACAGACUGAUGGCUUCAUCUGCUGAAAUCUGCCAGAGAUCUCAGCAAAUGAUGGCAUUGGUCUGUAUCAGGCUAUGGGGACGUAGCCAGAUACUCUUCUAAUCUUCCCCCUCCUCUCUGCAUCAACCAUUAAUUAGCACCAACAGCUAAAUGGGGAGUAGGGAGGGGGGCUUUGUCAUUGCAGAGUAGAAGAUAAAACCCACUUCCACAAUGACCAAAAUAAGACUUAAGCAGGUGAAAGGUGGACUUACAUCUGCAUAUAUCGCUAACAGGGUGCCAGCCCUUCUCUGUUAAACAUUCCUAAAAUUGGGUCUCUUUAUCACUGACACUUCCCAGUACCUGAACAAGACAGCAGUUCCACAGGGAAAGCCACAACUUACCUCAGUUUAAAACUGACUUAGAUUUGUUGUUCAGACCUAGCCUCCUAGAGGACUGUUGCUGCUAUUGAACUUUUUAAGUCAUUUUAUCAUAGAUCUGGUUGAAACUUGCAUUUACCUCUUUAUCUAACUAUAAUCUCUGUUGUCAAAUUAAUGGGUUGAGGAUCACAACGAAAAUUGCUAGGUUUUUUUCCUAGAUCUGGCAAAACCAUCAUGGUUUUUCACCAUGUCAUAUCUGCCUGAUUAAUAUUAUGGUGACUGACAUCCUACACAUUGGUCAUGUCAUAUCAAACCUGAGAUGUAAAAGAUUUACCAUGACAAGUAAACUGGCCUGACGUUACCUUGUAAUGACAUAUUAGGCCGUAGUCCUUUUCCCCUUAAGAAGUCUAAAAAAUAGGAUGGGUCCUGUACCUUAUUGGCUUUUUACCUUAUUUACAAAUUCUACACACAGUUGUGGUGUUCUUACAAUACAAUGAGCUGUAACCAGGAUAUUUGGUCCCCUGUGAAUAGCCAUUGUCCUGUCUGUCCUCUUUCCAUGCAGUUAUUCUGCUCUAGUUCAGGCUGGGUUGUUUUAUGUCUAGAUCUCAAGCUAAAAUAUAAACGGGGUCUAGGUAAUUCUCUACACAAAUACCAGGUGAUUCGAAAAGAAUGGUGCAAAAUUGAAUAAAAACAACUAUACAUUUGCACUAUUGUUUUGAGCUACCCUGUAGUGAAGAAGCUUUUCAACCCUACACUGGGACUCCCUCUCCCCAUCUUUCAUUAAAUCGUUUUUACAUUGUUUGAUGAGUUACCAUAAAUUUUUACAUUUGUUUCCUUACUGAUCCAAGGAAAAUUAAAAGGAGAGGGAUAGAAUCUUUUCUGGCAAAUUAUCCCUCAGUUUCAGGUUGAGGAGUUUCUAAUGGGAGUAGUUGUGAAUCACCUAAAAUUGUAAGUGGAAAGGCUAGAGAACAUCUACCUAGGCAGUUGGUGCUGCCUUUUGCUUCCACUUAGCAGCUACAUAUAACUAUCUAUUUCAUAAUAUUUGCUUCCACUAGCAGAGCUAAUAUCAACCUUUUCCAAUGCCACUUUCCAGCUGUUCCUCCCUUUUCUUCUCCGUGGUCUUUCCAGUUAUCUUUUUGAAGAAAGUAUCCCUAAACAAUACAGUAAUUUGUAGUUUGGCAAAAGAUAGUUGAAUCAGUUUUGCAAUAUUGCUGCUUUUCUUCAUUUUUCAAGCCUGCAAGUGAGUUUGGUUAUUUUGUUACGUGGUGUAAUAUUCCUAUCACCUUGCCAUUAAUAUUCCAAAUAUGUUCAGGGGUUAAGGAUGUGAUCUCUGUCCCUCCAUACCUCAGAAAGCAUUCUUUAGUGUGAUGCCUAUUGUUGCCCUACUUAGAUUAAACAUGUUCAUAUGUCACUGUCAGCACAAUUUGUAAAUAUGUAUAAUUUAAAGUUCAGAAAGAUGCCAUUCUGUGUAAAGUGGAAAUUAACCUUCUUGUGAAGAUGAGAAAUUAAAAUAAACAGAAUACGUCCAACAA
Messenger RNA from Sceloporus undulatus (fence lizard), 6495 nucleotides. It is a transcript of the gene SPIRE1, whose product is annotated as spire type actin nucleation factor 1. Gene Ontology annotation, molecular function: actin binding. Gene Ontology annotation, biological process: actin filament network formation; actin filament polymerization; Golgi vesicle transport. The record is from RefSeq and is a predicted model, not a curated record. Gene Ontology annotation, cellular component: cell cortex; cytoplasmic vesicle membrane. NCBI's taxonomy places the organism in Eukaryota, Metazoa, Chordata, Lepidosauria, Squamata, Phrynosomatidae. The coding region runs from base 168 to 2558 and encodes 796 amino acids. The transcript is spliced from 18 exons.